AUGCCUCCCCAGGUUCUGCCACAAGCGGAGGACUGGACAACCAACCUCAAGACAGAGCUUCUCUCAGAUCUAGAGCUGAGUGAGGAGCACCGACUGCAGAUCUCCAAGGAGUUGGUCGACCUACAGAUCACAACACAUCACCUGCGGGAGCAGCAUGAGGCUGAACUCUUUGAGCUGAAGAGUGAGGUCCUACGGCUGGAGAGCCGGGUGCUAGAGCUGGAACUGCAUGGAGAUUGCGCAGCCCCCCUAGAGGCUGGCCUGGGGCACCACCAGGAGCUGGCCCGAGGGCUCCAGCACAAGCUGCAGGGAGAAUGGAAGCGGGUGCUGGAGCAGCACAAGGCCCAGAAGCAGGCACUGGAGACCCGUGUGGCAGACCUGGGCCAGCGGCUGCAGGAAGCCCAACAGGAGGCCAGGACAGCUGGGCAGCAACUAGCUGCACAAGCCAUGGUGUUGUCUGCCUGCCAAGGCCAGCUGCGCCAGGCUGAGGCAGAGAACGCCCAGCUGCAGUUGCAGCUCAAGAAACUGAACGAAGAGUACGCCGUCCAGCUGCAGCGCUGUGCCCGAGCCGUGGCCGAGUAUGCGAACGGCACGGGCCGGGAGCCGGCCGCGGCAGCCCUCCGCACAUUCCUGGAGACCACUCUGGAGGACAUGCGGGCAGCGCACCGCCGCCGUGAGCAGCAGUUGGCCCGGGCUGCUCGUGCCUACCGCAAGCGCCUGGCAGAUGUGAGCCGUAGACACGAGGAGCUGCUGGCCGCCCGCAGUGUGCAGCAGGUGCUGGCCGACUCCACUGGGGCACCCGGGACCCCUAAAGCUACUUUUGAUGCAGCCACCUCACACCUGGAGCCACUGUCUCUGCACCUGGUCUCCGAACUUGGCCACCCGGGAGCGGCCCAGGCCAGGCUGGAGACAAAGCUCCGAAAGCUCCAGGCCCAGAAGGGGCCCAAUGAAGCCUCCCAGGGGGGCACGUCAGAGCCGCAGGGCCAGGAAGCUCCAUCCUGGGCCCAGAUCCACCAGAAGCUCCAAGACUUCUCCCGUGGCACCCAGGCGGAGCUGGAACGCGAGCGGGCACUGCUACUAGUACGGGCCACGAUGGCUGAGGAGCAACUUUCUGAGCUACGGGAGUAUGUGGACCAGCACCUCGGCAGGUACAGACAGGAGAUCCUGAGGCUGAGGAAGCUCAUGGGUACAGAGAACGCCUGGAAAGUGGGGGUCACACCUCCAAUCAAGCCCCAGCACCCAAAGACCCAAAGCCACUAG
Molecule: messenger RNA, 1257 nt
Organism: Odobenus rosmarus divergens (Pacific walrus)
Lineage: Eukaryota; Metazoa; Chordata; Mammalia; Carnivora; Odobenidae
Gene: CCDC78
Product: coiled-coil domain containing 78
Exons: 12
Coding region: 1-1257 (418 amino acids)
Cellular component (GO): cytoplasm
Source: RefSeq, a predicted model, not a curated record